AGGACGAGAAUUCUGUGAGGGGUAGUUUGGUCUCCCCCUACGGUGCGACGGGUAAAUACCAAUUUUCCACACCAGCACCGUUUGUUGUGCAGAUAAAAAUAAGUACCACGACGACAUCAAUUGAUCUGUCGAAAGCUGCACGCCCCACAUUUUGCUUUUCCCCAUCUGAUCCGACCAAAAGAGAUGCUCCGCUCGAAGCAAAGUUUCUCGACUUCCGGAAGUGGGAAAAAUAAACGGACCGCAAGAACUUCUACCCAGGAGAUGUUACUAAAUCUCCCGGCCAAAGACGUCCUCCCGUGGACCGCUUGCUGCAAACAAGAAUCAGUAGCAGCAGCAGCUCCACCGCUUGCCAAACUCUUGUUUUUUGUCUUCGCGUCCGCUCUGGUACUCGGGUCGUGGUCGACGAGUAGCGGCACUUCUGCGGGGGUUGUGCUCCUCGGCGUGGCCAUGGGGUUGACCUUAGGAGCGAAGAAGUCGACCAGCACGCAUACGAUGAAAAUAAACUACGGGCAGAAAUCGACGACGACGUCGAAAAUGAUCCUUCGAGCGCAACAGCAGCAGCAGGAGAGCACAUCAGAGAGUGAAAUUCUGGAACAUAGGAAAAUAGAUGAAGUUCUUCUUCCGUCAGCUGAAGAUGAAUCCACGGUCCUGCAGAUGCGUCUCCGCCUCAAGAUGGAGGUCAUCAAGAAACAAACCACCGAGCAGCAGCAAGCCAAGUGGGCCCUCGUAUGGACGGAAGAGGAGGACAACGCGGAGGACAACGCAAACGCAUCGUCGGCCGAGCCAACUGGGAAUAAACCCCUGCAGUUGGCUAUGAGCUGCAAAAGUAAUAUCGUACUAGUAGUAAUUGCAACACAAAUUCGCUCAGCAUGACAAAUGGAAUUUGUCAUGCUGAUUUGCGUUGGGAACGAGAUUUGUAAUGCAUGAGUGCAAUUACUACGAGUGCGAUACUUUUGCACAGGAUAUUGGCCCUGGACUGUCCGGGAACCAGUGUGGACGAGUUUUUGGGCUGUUUCGUGUUUUGGAACAAGCCCGCGGAUCCGAGCAACGGGCACGUGCGGUACGCCAAGGGUAUGGAGAAAAAGG
Molecule: messenger RNA, 1086 nt
Organism: Amoebophrya sp. A120
Lineage: Eukaryota; Dinophyceae; Syndiniales; Amoebophryaceae
Source: the annotation of a GenBank genome assembly